Messenger RNA from Phytophthora sojae, 1365 nucleotides. RefSeq lists its product as hypothetical. The record is from RefSeq and is a predicted model, not a curated record. The transcript is spliced from 3 exons. Lineage: Eukaryota; Oomycota; Peronosporomycetes; Peronosporales; Peronosporaceae. The coding region runs from base 1 to 1365 and encodes 454 amino acids.
AUGGAGAUCUUCCAGGACGGAGAGCUCGAGGCGGAGAUGAACAAGCGCGAGCUGCACGCCAACAGCUUGGGGAGCUGGUGGCAGCUCUUCUCCGAGACGUACGAGGAGCUGGUGCAGUCCAUCGCCAGCCCCGUGCGCGCCGAGUAUUCCGUCCGAGAGCUGGGCGACCGGCAGUUCACACUCGCUACAGCCAGCAACGACAGCGAAGAGUUCGUGCGCGAGGACUUCCACCUGCAAAACCCUCGUGGAGAACCUUUGGCCUGCAGCUUCUGGCGUCGCAGAGCAGUGAGAGACACCGACCCGAUUGCAGACUUGGCGAGCUCUUCAUCGUCGUCGUCGCUUCAGCAGACAACGGCGCAAUUGGGCGUGGACCCGUGCAUCAUCUACCUGCACGGUAUGUCCAGCUCGCGCAAGGAGUGCGUGUAUUUGCACCGUAAAGUGCUGGCUGCGGGCUUCUCGCUGUUCGCAGUGGACUUGUCCGGUUCCGGUCUUUCCGGCGGUGACCGCGUGUCGUUUGGAUACUUUGAGCACGAUGACUUGCGAACGGUUGUGGAUUAUCUGUACGCAACUGGGCGUGCGUCGGCUGUGGGUAUCUGGGGGAGAGAUAUUGGAUCCGCAGCGGCACUGCUCCAUGCCAAAGAGCGCAUGCCGUACCACUACGAAACGAUGACGGUCUCGCGAAAAGAAGCGAAGAAGUUGGAAGUCGUGGAAGACAGAGAGAACCGCCACAUUCUGUGCAUCCCUCCAUUGACGGGUCUGCACUUCCGAUUCAGCAAGUACAGUGCAUCACACGGCGACUUCGUCCUGCUAGCGAUCGACAAUGUUCCCGUGCAGGGGUUAAGUCCGAGUGUAUGCUAUCGUCUGAUACAGCGGAGCUGCAAGAACAACGGUGGCAGGGCGCGUUUACAGGGCUUCAAGCGCUUCUCCAGCAAGGCUGGACACGACAAGUUCAUCUUUGCAUUGACGGCGGACAGUGCCUACGGAGACAUGGAGCAGGUGAUCUGGGAUAUGCUACAGAUGAUCACCAAGAGCGCCGAGCGUCGCAGUCUGUACUUUCCCUCGGCGAUGGUCACCGCAGUUCAAAAGAUCCUGGCGAACUCGAUCGGCAAGGCUGGCGGCUUCAACUUCCGUGACGUCAGGCUGCUCGACGCUGCCCCGUACUUCACGGUGCCGUGCCUCUUUAUCAGCGCGUCCAAGAAAGACUUCUUCAUGCCUGAGCACGCCAAAUCGCUCUGCGACCAGUACGGCGGCUCCAAGAGCUACAUUCAAUUCACGGGCCAGAUCGACGACAACCGGCCGGAUGAAGUCGUAGACACUGCCAUCUCGCACUUCAGCAAGCGCUUCAAGCUCCUCAAAAAGAAGUGA